AUGAGUAAAAAUGGAGUAAGCGAGCCAGAGAUUCAGGAUUUGCUUAAUCCGAAGAAAGGAGUAGAGAUUACAGUCAAGAAGAAACCCAGAAAGAGAAGUAGAAUGACAAAGAAAAAGCGCGAAUUCCUCAAAAAACUCGCAACAAAGAUAAAAAAGCCGAAAGAAUACACAGUAGAUGAAGAAAUGACCUCACUAGGUAUUCCACCCUUCCUACAACAUGCAUAUCUAAACGGUAUUCCUCAGCCAUCCAUCACAAAGCUCAGAGAUUGGCAAAUCGAAUUAUGCAAAGACGAGAACUGGAGACAAGGCAAGAACACUGUAUUAUUAGUACCUACAUCAGGUGGUAAGACAGUAGCAGCAGAUUUAGCUGUAGCUCAAGUUCUUCAAGAAAAUAAAAAUUCAAAAGUCAUUUAUACAUUGCCAUUCGUUGCCUUAGCGAACGAGAAGUACACAGAGUACGAGAAAAGGUUCUUCGAAUACCAAGUCCGCCCUUUCUACCAAAAUAUCGGUGGAUCAGAUUUCAGAAGAGGAAACAUCGCAAUUUGUACAUAUGAAAAAGCCCAUGCCUUAUUAAAUUCUGCCAUCCAAGGCGGUUAUUCCCAUUCAAUUAAAUUAAUAAUUAUUGAUGAAGUGCAUAUGAUAGGCGAAGAAGGGAGAGGAUCAGUUAUAGAAGCAUUGAUACUCAAAGCAAAACUAAUGAAUGAUAAACCAAGGUUGAUUACGUUGACAGCAACAAUUAAUGAAUCAGAUUGUCAAAAAUUAGCGAAUUGGAUUGAUGGAAACACAUUUAUUUGGAGAACAAGACCUACACCAAUCAAGCAGAUCAUUAAGAAACAGGAUGGUUCGUUGAAUUUAAUAACAAAUGAAGGAAAUCUUCAAAAAAUUUUGACAAUAAAAAGUUCGAAUGAUGACAAAGACCAUUUAAUGCCAUUAAUAAGGACAUUGUUGAGUAAGAAACCUGAUUCCUCAGUUAUUGUAUUCGUAAACACACGGAAUGAUACAAUAAACAUAUCGAAUUUGAUUUCGAAAUACAUGUACAAUGAUAAAAUAAAUUUACCAAAAUUGAAACAACCAUCAGAAGAACUGAUAAACAGAAGGAAUAAACUUAUAAAAGAUUUAGCAGCAAACAGUGGAAUUAUUGAUGAAAACACUGCUAAUUGUAUUAAAUCAGGAGUUUUGUUUCAUCACGGUGGAUUGUUGAUGGAAGAUAGAAAACUCAUUGAAGAAGCAGCGAGAAAUAAAACAAUCAAUGUUUUAGUUGCAACAACAACUUUGUCUGCAGGAGUAAAUAUUCAUGGUGUUGCAAGAGUUAUUAUUCAUAAUAUAUAUAGAUACAACCAGAAAAAGAAACAACUGAUGCCGGCAAGUCAGUACACACAAAUGGUUGGAAGAGCUGGAAGAAGUGGUCUUCCUGGAGAAGCAUUCAUCUGCAUGAAAUCAAAUAAUCAAAGUGAAAUUAAUGAUAUUUUGAAUCUGUCAAAAAAUAAAAUUCCUGAUAUUGUUCCGCAUCUUUUGGAUGGAGAAUCUACUGAUAAGUUCUUUCUCCAGUGUCUAGCAAUUAAACUACUGAGACCAGACAAUGGUUUGAGAACAUUUGUCGAAAACUGUUUCACUUUCGCUUCUUCAAACAAAGAAGAAAUGGAUUUCCUGUCUAAAUUUGACCAAAAUCAAAAUGAAAAUGGAAAUUCUCUUGAUGAAAAUGGAAUAAUUCUUGAUAAGAAUGGAAAGAUUAGUUAUAUAAAUGAGAAAAAUGAUUUGGAAAAUCAAAAUGUUCUUGUUGGAAAUGGAGAGAAUGAUAUUAGAAAUGAACAUUCAAAUGAAAGUUUCGAAUGUUUAAAUGAUAGAUUUGAUGCAGAAAAUGGGAAAAAUGAAGUUGAAAAUGAGAGUUUAGAGAAAAAUGGAGAUGAUUCAAUGGAUAAUAUGGAUUUUUUGGCAAUGAUAGAUAAUGAGAAUGGGAAUAAUGGUAUAAAUGAUGAAAGAGAUGAAAAUUCUCAUGAAAAUAAGGAAAAUUUUAAUGUUUUUCAAAAUAAUAUUGAAAAUAAUUCUUCAAAAACAGAAGAAAAUCAAGCUAAAAUUGAAAGUUUUAAUGGUGACAUUGAAAUUGAUUCUAAUUCUAAGGAUUUUAAUGGAGAUCGAAAUCAAAAUUCUGAAAUUUUGUCUGACAUCAAUAAAAGUGACAGAAUUGAUGUAAUGAAUGAAGAAAAUGAUGAAUUUCGAAUUAAAAAUGAAGAAAGAAUGUCAAAAAUCGAUGAAUUGUGUCAAAUUAUCGGCAAAAGAAUGAAAGAGGACGAAUUGAUAGAUGAUGACAUGAAGGUCACCAAGUUUGGGAUGGCUGUAGCUGGUAGUUCUCUUUCUGUUGAAGAAGGAAAAAUUUUGAAAAAAAUUAUUUCGAAAACCGAAGAAAAUCUUUGUAUUUCCGAUGAGAUACAUUUAUUAUCUCUUUGUAUUUCCCCUCUUUCUGUAUCUAAUUCGGUGAAAUCUCUUCCAUAUGACUCUCCUAUUUUGAUAAGAAUAUUUUCGCAGCACAGGCAUGUAAUAAAAGUCGUAACCGGAAUGAACGAUGCCCAAAUCGAACACAUGCAGGACUUAGUAAAGAUUUAUGGAGGAAAUGGACGAAUAAAUCCUGCAAUUGACAGUGAUUUGGACAGAAUAUUUGCAGCAGUGAUACUUAAGGAGCUGAUUAAUGAAGUUCCGAUGAAAGAAAUUUCGAAAAUGUUCCAAAUUGAUUUUGGAUCGAUACAAAAGCUUCAAAUGGAAGCAGCUACGUACGCAGGACAGAUAAAUAGGUUCUGCGAGAUAACUGGUUCGGUUGUUUUGGCUGGAGCUCUGAAUAAAUUCCGUCAAAGACUGAAUUUUGCUGCGAGAACUGAUUUACUGGCUUUGAUGUCGAUUCCAAGCUGUUCUAGAGAUACAGCAAGAAAACUGGUUGACAAAGGUAUAAAUACCCCGAUAGAUCUUGCAAAUCUCUCUGUAAAUCAAAUUGCAGGGUUACUUGUAAAUGAGGGGGAAACACCUGAUGAAUAUUUAUUUGGAAUUUCAAAGAAAUUGCUGUCUGACGCCACUGUUUUCGCUCAGAGCCUUGAGAAGAUCGAAGAACUUGAGGAUAAGGCUGUAUUGAACUAUCAAUGA
Messenger RNA from Trichomonas vaginalis G3, 3129 nucleotides. Its product is annotated as DNA polymerase theta-related family. Bases 1 to 3129 code for a protein of 1042 amino acids. NCBI's taxonomy places the organism in Eukaryota, Parabasalia, Trichomonadida, Trichomonadidae. The record is from RefSeq and is a predicted model, not a curated record. Gene Ontology annotation, molecular function: nucleic acid binding; ATP binding. The transcript has a single exon.